Molecule: messenger RNA, 1100 nt
Organism: Bombus huntii
Lineage: Eukaryota; Metazoa; Arthropoda; Insecta; Hymenoptera; Apidae
Gene: icln
Product: methylosome subunit pICln
Exons: 6
Coding region: 272-895 (207 amino acids)
Biological process (GO): mRNA cis splicing, via spliceosome; chloride transport; cell volume homeostasis
Cellular component (GO): pICln-Sm protein complex; methylosome; spliceosomal complex
Source: RefSeq, a predicted model, not a curated record
AAUAGAGUAAAAUACAAACACAACAGGGUGCGCAAAAGUUGUAUAUUUGCAAGUAUUAAAAAAUGAAAAAUCGUCAUAUUGAUUGAUUUUAGCGAUUGUAAAGCUUUAGUGAACUUUGUCGCGUAUAUAUUUCGAAACGUAAAAAGUGAUCUCGAAGUAUUGUGUAAGAAUUAAAGUUAUAAAAUCGUUGUCAAGUUUACAAAUUCGUUCAUUUGGUGGAGAAUUUUCUCUUCUUAUUUAUAAUUUGUUUGCAAAAACAAGUAGAUAAAAGAUGGUAGUGCUUAGCAAUUUUCUUGCACCACAGGAGGGAAUACGCCAUGAAGAACUAAAUACUACCGUGUAUAUUAAUGAUAGGGAAGUAGGAAAAGGAACUCUGUAUAUCACAGAGAGCUUACUUUCUUGGGUGAAUUAUGAUACACAACAGGGAUUUUCACUUGAAUACCCUCAUAUAUCUUUACAUGCCAUAUCACGAGAUGAACAAGCACACCCAAGACAAUGUUUAUAUAUUAUGGUCGAUGCAAAAGUAGAUCUUCCAGAUGUACCAUUGCCACCAGCUUCAGAUAGUGGUUCGGAUAAUGAAUUUGAAGAUGCAGAUACACCUAUCACAGAAAUGCGAUUUGCCCCUGACAACACAAAUAAUUUGGAGACAAUGUUUCAAGCAAUGAACCAAUGUCAGGCUCUUCAUCCUGAUCCACAAGAUAGUUUUUCUGAUGCUGAAGAAGAUAUUUAUGAAGAUGCAGAGGAAGAUGAUUUUGAACAGUACGAUGUUGGUGCUGGUGAUGCUCCCUACAUUUUACCAACAGAACAAAUAGGGACAAGUCACAAUGGUACAGAAGUAGAUGAUGCUAUGGAUAUAGAAGCAGGUCAAUUUGAAGAUGCAGAAGAAGAUCUAUAAAAUAUGGAGAUAAUAUAAUGCAAACAUGCAAUUUAGUAUUAAUUUAUGAUUACCAGUAUCAUAUACCAAGGUAGAUAUGUGAUAUUAUGGCAGACUGUAUAAGAGAGCAGUAUCAAACAUAAAAACAGCUAACAUUUAUUUAUAUUCAUUUUGUACACCGUAAUAAUAUUUUAGAUAAAAAUAAAUAAUUGUAUAUCAAAUUCAA